AAUGUAACGCCAAUUCGCCAUUUUUAUGCCACUGGAAGCCAUUUUUCAAUAUCAGUUGUUAAAAUUUACGCGUUUGUAAUUUUGUACUGUAUCUGUGAACUUAAUUUUGUUAUUUUUUUACUUAUAAACAGUGUAUCUUGAUUUUGAUAACCAUGAGUAACACAACAUCAACACCGCUCUUUGCUUGUUCGCGUUGUUUCUCAAGACACCCUUUCGAGGAAUUAUCAACUGGGGAACAACUUUGUAAGGAAUGUCGCGGAUCUUUCCCUGUCGUCAAGUGCACGUACUGCCGUUCUGAGUUUCAACAGACAAGCAAAUCGAAUACAUCAUCGAUUUGUAAGAAGUGUGAGGCCAACGUGAAAGCUUACGGCAAGCCUACAGCCUGUGAAUAUUGCAACAUCAUCGCUGCAUUUAUUGGUAACAAAUGCCAACGGUGUGCUAACUCUGAGCGCAAGUACGGGCCAGCGGUCACCUGUGAGCAGUGCAAACAGCGCUGCGCUUUUGACCGCCAUGAUGAUAGCAAAAAGGUUGACGGUAAGCUCUUAUGUUGGCUGUGCACCCAGUCUCUCAAACGGGCAUUGGCCAGGACCAAGCAGCAUAUGUCGUCUGUGGACAAACAUAAGCAUAGGGGACACAAGUCCAGGAGUGGCCACAAGGAGAAACGCAAGUCAGACAUGAUGAAGUCGAUGAACUCCAAUGACUCUUCGCUGAAUGACUCGCAGCCAUCGGAGAAGAAAUCUAAGAUGAACCCGUUGCAAGUUAUAUUUCGCUCCAUAGGUGAACUGGACCCCAACAGUUCUGACCAUGUGGUAGCAAUGACGCAGCUCAAGGAGACGAUUGCCAGCCUACAGAAGAAAGUACAACAGAAGGACAAUGAGUUACUUGCCAAAGAUAAAUUGAUCACGGAACUUAAAGCCCAGCACCUAAACAACACACAGGAUCUACGGAACGAGAUGAAGAACAAGGAGCGGCUGAAUGAGACCAAGUUUAACCUAAUGAACACUAAAAUACAGAAUCUGCUCAAAGAAGUCGCGACACUAAGCAAGUCCGCUAAAAAAAACAAUAAGAACACAAAGAUCGCGCUAGCCAAUACAGAAAAUAGCGGCAGUGGAACCGACAGCCCGAGCACCAACUAGAACAAUUUUCAACCCUAACCCUUUCAUUUCUAGGUAUAUUAUUACUCGACAAAAACAAUGGAAAAAUACUUUCCUCUUAUUUUUUUACUCUACAAAUGGUUUUAUUUGUAGAAUUUUUAUAAUCAUAAGCGUAAGUAGGUUUCAAUUUAACGACAUGAUAGUUUUUAAUUUAUUACGCAAACUUGAUAAAGUUUUUACCGUUUUAUCUAAAGUACAUUAAUUAAUUAAUUUAUCCUGUAGCGUCAUAUUGUUACGUGUAUAAACUGAUGCGGGUUUAAAAGGUAUUAAGUCUAUGACUACUCAGUUAACAAAGAGAUAUGAUGAUAAUUUGGAGAUUAUUUUUUGUAUAAUUUGUCUUCAGUAUCUGUGUGUCUAAACUGAACAGUUUUUCAAAGUAAACCUUUAAUGUUGAACUACAUAGAAUAGUGCACAACAAUCUAACGUGUAGGUUAUUCUUAUGUUUCCUAGGAUUGUAAUAGUCUAAAUUUAUUAAAUCUGUAUCAUAUCGCAUUUUUUAUUUUUGUAUCAAUUCUCUUGUUAUUAUUUUUUAAGUAGUUGUACAGUCUUGUGACAAUGAAAGUAGUGUAUACCUAAUAGGUAGAUCAGUUUGUAUUCACGAAUACGUUUUUAAAUAAAGAACUACGUUAUCGGAGUAAGUAUUCGAUGUAAAAUAAAUUAUGAAAAUAAAUAAAAAAAAAGAAAUGUGUGUCGAAUUAAAUUAUUAUAAAUUAUGUUAGUCCGAUAGAAAAGAGGUUUGAUGUAAGUGAGAUAUUGUGUAUUGAUGUUAAAUGUGAGCUGUUUUAUUUGUACACGAAUGUUCGCCUCUUUGAUGGUGCGUUCACAUUAUUGUGGUAGUGUUGGUACCCCAUACACCGUGUUUCAAUGUGCACGCACCAUACUGUGAUCAAAUCCCGGACUGAAGUAAAUCUGUCAUAUCAGUGUUAACAAUAAUUAUGAUUUAUUAUGCAACGUUUGAUUCGAAUUGGUUUAAGUAUGUGUGAGAGAUAUAGGUUAACAAUAAUAAUACGACACACUAAUAAAACAUUAAAUAAGACUAUCAGUGUUACUUUUGUAAAAUUGGAAUUAAACGGCAAUACUAUAAAAAAGAAACUGAUAUAGCGAGGCCAUCGCGAUAGUUACUUAAUAUCUUGUUAUAGCUAAAAAUGAAACUGGAUGUUUUUAAAAAAAGACCUUAUUUUGUUAAGAGUACAAUUGAUUUUUGGCUAUGAUCCUCGAGCUAAGGCGACAUGGAUAUUGUAAAGAUCACAAUUUUAAAAUAUAGCUGUAAGAUGUUUUGUAAACAUUGUUUUGUGAUUAUUUUCUAAUCAAACUUAAUGUUUUACCACGUGACGCACACUUGACUAUAAAACAUGUAAAUACUAAAAAAUAUAAUGUUAAGCCAAUGUUUGUAAAUCAAAAAGUAUUGUGAUUCAAUGAGAGUUAUCGUUUUUUGGUUUGUACAAGAAGUGGAAACGAGGGAUAAUUCGAUAAAAGCAAGAUCAAUAUCGAAUAGUCCACAAGGCGUCCUCUGCUUAAGAUAGGCCUUCCCCAAGACUUCAAAUAAAGAUUCUUUAAUUGUAAUGUGUUAGGAGGACGUACAUGACUUAAAACUACAUCAACGCCAUCUAGGAAGAACAAAAACGACAGCUCUCAUUGGCAAAAGUUAUUGUAAACGAAUAUUUGAAACAUAUUCUCAAAUUGUCUGUAUAACUAUCUUUUGAUAUUUGUACCUAACCUAUGUUAUAGUUAAGCAGCCAUAGAUGAUAAAUACGUUGAUUUUCUUUUAUUUCUAGUCUAUAAAGCUGCUUGGCUAUAACGGCCACAUCUUCGCUUCGCCGUCCUGGCAGUAAGCGGGUUGGUGGCCAAACGCAGACUUAUCAAUUUAAAAAAAACGUGUACAUUUGAAAUGUUAUCUAAGCUGUAAGAAUAAAUGUCAUCUAAUUAUUUAUUACCUUUCCACUACUAAAAUUGUGUCGAAUAGUUCUGGAGGUAAUAUUUGAAAUUACUGUAGAACAAUUUUAUCAUAAGCUAUGCAGACUUUGUUUUGUUAUUGUGUACAAAUAUUUAAAUUCCAUUGUAAAAUAAAAUCGAUUACUAUCAACAUCAGUACACUUAGUACGAGUUUGCUUUAUGUUUAAAGUAAUCGAAACGAGAGCGCGUUCGGCGCUCUGAUUGGGCGGCUCAAAUAAACCAACCAAUCAAAGCGUCGAACGCGCUCUCGUUUCAUUUCGUUUCCUUUAAACAUAAAGCAAACUCAUACUAAGGGUACGGUAAUGUUCUAAUUGUAAGUUGUCACGUGUGUCUAAAUAUUAAGGAUAGAUAUAAACUAGUUAACAAAAUCUUAAAAAUAUAUUACGAAAACAAACUUCUCGAUGCUGUGGAACAAAUAUUCCAAUAGAGUUACGACCUGAAAAAAUAAGUAUACUUGUUAGUGAAAAAUGAAUGAAAUAAAGUGUAAAAUUAAA
This is a messenger RNA of Spodoptera frugiperda (fall armyworm), 3601 nucleotides long. RefSeq names its product protein FAM76A. The transcript is spliced from 8 exons. NCBI's taxonomy places the organism in Eukaryota, Metazoa, Arthropoda, Insecta, Lepidoptera, Noctuidae. The coding region runs from base 153 to 1136 and encodes 327 amino acids. The record is from RefSeq and is a predicted model, not a curated record.